AUGGCGCCACUCCUUCCUAGGUUUGUUGUGUUGAAAGCAAACAAUAACAAGUAUUUGCGCUGCAUUACUAAAGAAGCCAAGUCGCGGAAUCUGAUUAAAUGCGACGAAGUGUAUAUUUGGAGUCCCGUAUCCAAGUUCAAAAUAGAGAAAGCCAAGAGCAACCGAGAUUUAGUCCAUAUAAGAUGCUGCUACAACAACAAAUACCUUCGACGCCGCGAUGAAGGCGCAUCAGUUGUGGGCGCAACAGCUUCUGCAGCCGACGAAGACCAAUCGAAAUGGUCAUGCACGCUCUUCGACCCCCUCCCCGUGGAUGACAAAACCUAUCGCUUUCGCCAUGUCCAAAGCGGCUAUAAUCUCUACCAGAAGCGAUCAAAUGAUGACUAUAACGGUUGCUUAUUUAUCGCGACGUCCAAUGAUGACGCCAGUGGAAGCGAUCUCUUCUCAAUCACCGACUGGGAAUCACUUGUCAUACUGCCUAGACAUGUGGUAUUCAAGGGAGACAACGGCAAGUAUUUACGCUACCGCGGUACUGAUGGCGAUGAUCAUAUGGAGUUUGAGUGUGAUGAUAUUGGUUCUAUAAAACUUACCAACGAAACUGUUAUCAGUUUUGAAGGAAACGUCUGCUUUAGGCUGGAUUACAACAACAAAUUCUGGGAGGCAACUCCAAAUUGGAUAUAUCCAAUCUCAGAAAAACCAACGACAUGGUUUAAACCGGUGAAGCUUGCGCCAGUUUCUGGCAAAGAAAAUAUUAUUGCUCUCAAGAGUUUGGGCAAUGACAAAUUUUGCCGUCGAACCGAAUACGAGAACACGGUAAAUUGUCUGGCAGCUGCAUCCUGGGCCUCUACCAUAGACAAAGAGGCGAACCUGCAAGUGGAAGAGCCGAUACUGAACAGGGAAGUUUACGAUGUGAGUUUCCGUCUGGAUGACCUGAGGGUAUACAAGGAGCAACUUCUAGUUCUGGCAUCGGAUGAAACCACCAACAUGACUGAUACCCAAAUUAAGGACUCUGAACUGAGUUUGACGUAUGAAGACACGAAAACUAGCUGCUUCGCGAAUAGCCUCUCCGUAAACACUAGUACUGAAAUGGGAUUCGAGGCCAGCAUUCCGCUGCUUGAAGGUAUAUUAUCCCUUGGAGUGUCGUCUAGCUAUUCUAUCGAGUACGGAGAGACAUACUCAUGGGCGGAGACAAAGAGUAAGACCAACACACUGUCUGCUGUCAUUAAAGUUGUAGUGCCUCCGAAGACGAGAGUGAAAGUAGAUUUGGUGGCCACCAAGGGAUUCUGCGAUGUUCCCUUUUCUUAUGCUCAACGCGACACUCUUACCAGUGGCCAACAGUUUACUUAUAUUAAGGACGACGGGGUUUAUACCGGCAGCAACUACUUUGGAUUCAACUUUGUGGUUAAGGAGGAGCCACUCGCCGGCUGA
This is a messenger RNA of Mercurialis annua (annual mercury), 1425 nucleotides long. RefSeq lists its product as uncharacterized. The record is from RefSeq and is a predicted model, not a curated record. The transcript has a single exon. Lineage: Eukaryota; Viridiplantae; Streptophyta; Magnoliopsida; Malpighiales; Euphorbiaceae. The coding region runs from base 1 to 1425 and encodes 474 amino acids. Gene Ontology annotation, cellular component: extracellular region.